This is a messenger RNA of Aspergillus clavatus NRRL 1, 372 nucleotides long. Its product is annotated as mRNA splicing protein SMD1. Gene Ontology annotation, molecular function: RNA binding. The record is from RefSeq and is a predicted model, not a curated record. Gene Ontology annotation, biological process: spliceosomal snRNP assembly; RNA processing. The transcript is spliced from 3 exons. NCBI's taxonomy places the organism in Eukaryota, Fungi, Ascomycota, Eurotiomycetes, Eurotiales, Aspergillaceae. Bases 1 to 372 code for a protein of 123 amino acids. Gene Ontology annotation, cellular component: U5 snRNP; U12-type spliceosomal complex; U4 snRNP.
AUGAAGCUCGUUCGAUUUCUUAUGAAAUGCGCCAAUGAGACGGUGACGAUUGAGUUGAAGAAUGGGACAAUCCUCCACGGCACCAUCAUCUCUGUCUCCCCGCAGAUGAACACCGCUCUCCGCACCGUCAAGAUGACACCCAAGGGCCGCGAUCCCAUCUCCCUAGACACGAUCAACGUCCGCGGCUCCACGAUCCGGUACUUCAUCCUCCCCGACAGCUUGCCCCUCGACACCCUGCUUGUGGACGACCAGCCGAAGCCCAAGAACAAGGCGCGUAAGGAGACGGACCGCGGCCGCGGCCGUGGCGGCGGUGGUGGUGGACGGGGCGGCAGAGGUCGUGGCCGGGGUCGGGGACGCGGUCGGGGUUUCUAG